Molecule: messenger RNA, 4709 nt
Organism: Echinops telfairi (small Madagascar hedgehog)
Lineage: Eukaryota; Metazoa; Chordata; Mammalia; Afrosoricida; Tenrecidae
Gene: PSD4
Product: pleckstrin and Sec7 domain containing 4
Exons: 17
Coding region: 189-3254 (1021 amino acids)
Biological process (GO): regulation of ARF protein signal transduction
Cellular component (GO): ruffle membrane
Molecular function (GO): guanyl-nucleotide exchange factor activity; protein binding; phospholipid binding
Source: RefSeq, a predicted model, not a curated record
GGAGCCAGGGCCUGAGGAAGGGGACGGGGAGGUGCUGGUCCUGAAGUGGAGACCCCUGCCUGUGGGCAGGAAGCUGAGGGUAGCUAUGGACUCCCAGUGACGGCCCGGCCAGCGCACCCAGUCUCCUGCGCAAUGGUAUUGUGAAGGGGGAUGCUUCCGGGGGCUCCUGCCCAGCUUUGGCUUUGUGGAUGAUGGGUGACGACGGACUCUCUGACCACCCCCAAUCCAUGGACUUUCUCAACAUCUGUUUGGGAGACAGCCUGCAGCCCAGCCCAGGAGUACCCCUGAGGGAAUGGAGCCUCCAACCUGAAUCGACUGGACCUUGCAGGGAACAGGCUCGGGCCUUUGGCCCUCCAGAUCCCAGCAGGCAAGAUGCCCUGGGGGGUCAGGUGGAAGAGCCCACCCACCUGGAGAGCUGCUGUUCUGAAGGGGAGCUCCGGCAGAGCACAACACCCCCUGGGCUGCCCGGAGGCAACUCCCAGCAUAGCCAAAGCACGUCAGCCCAGGUCAUGUUCUGGGCUGGCAUCCUUCAGGCCCAGAUGUGUGUGUUGGACCUGGAGGAGGAGCUAGAGAAGACAGAAGGGGGGCUCAGGGCUGAGCUGAGAUGCUGCAUCCCCACAGCCCCAGGGGGCCUCCCCACCUUCCCCUCCAGCCCGGCUAGUCCCCAAGACUCGGGCCUCCAACCGAGGCCCCCGCCCAUGGAGGAGGACACGGGGGACGACAGCAGCGGGCCCGAGGAGAGCCACGGGUGGCCGAGGGAGGCCAUAGCAGGGUUGUGCCCUGAGUGGAGUCCCGAGGAGGAGAGCCUGUUCUUCGACAACCCUCUCUUUCUGGAGAGCCCUUGCUCCGAGACUUCUGGAGAGCUUUUUUCCUGGGGGUUCCCAAACGCCCUGAAGGAUGGGAGGCCGGGGCCUGAGAGCUUGCAGAUGCAAGAAGCCUCUUUCCCAGGAGGCGAAGUCUCCUGGGAGCUGGAAAGGGAGCUGGAUUUGGAAGAUGGUGCCACUGGGUCCAGUGGGCACAGCACCCCUCCGUUCCCUAUGCCCAUCUACAGAGUCCACUCCCUCUCCUGGCCCACAGAGGGUGCCACCGAGGGAGCACCCAGGACACUCCCUGGCCAGGCGGAUAAUGAGGAUCCCUCUGGAGAGAGAGCUGGUCCUGCAUUAGCGACGACAUCCUGGGAGGACAGUGCAUCGGCCUGGGAGUCAGGAUGCUUAGGAUCUGGCUCCAGCCCUGCCACUCACCUUGCACAACCUUUGCGUCUUCCGGGCUCAAGCAACCCUCUCGGCUUUCUUCCACUGGCCGUGCCCUGCCCCGAGGGCCGGCAGGCUGACGAGGAUUCUUCCUGGCUCCACGUGUCCCCCUGCUCCCUGGACAGAGGGGAGGGUGAUGACGAGGGUCUGCAGGAGUCUGCCAUCAGCACCGACCCUUACUUCUGCGAGAGCCCAGCCUCUUCCCUGGAGCAUAGCCUCCCAGAGUCUGAGAGCGGAGGUCUUGGCCCCUGGCCCAGCCCAGUGGCCUCCCAGGAGGGGAGCCCGGAGCUUCCACACCAGCACCUGGACGGUGUUUUCCCCAAGUGGACGCUGGAUGCUUCACAUCUUCCAUGCCUGGAGACAGGGGGUGCAGAGCCCCCUCCCCUGGAGGCAGGGGAGCCCCGGAGCCCAGGGGAAGCAGUGAAGAAUGAAUACACAGCCAGGAGUGAAGAGUCCAGUGCUGUCCAGCUGGACACUCGCUCGGCUUCCACAGAAGGGUUUCUUGAGAGCCCCGUGCCCCAAGCACAGACCCUGGAAGAAGGCCAGAGGCCGCAGGCUGGAGACAAGCUGGCUAACGGUGUCAGCACGGACCAGGUGGCCUGGAACUUGGCCUCACGCCUCUAUCAUCUGGAGGGGUUCCGGAAGUCAGAAGUGGCUGCCUACCUGCGGAAGAACAACGACUUCAGCAGAGCUGUAGCCGAGGAGUACUUGUCCUUCUUCCAGUUUGGAGGCCAGAGCCUGGAUCGCGCCCUCCGGGGCUUCCUGCAGGCCCUGGUACUCAGCGGGGAGACUCAGGAGCGGGAGCGGAUCCUCUACCAGUUCUCCAAGCGCUUCCACCACUGCAAUCCCGCGGUCUUCUCGUCAGUGGAUUCUGUGCACACCCUGACCUGCGCCAUCAUGCUUCUUAACACGGACCUGCACGGACAGAACCUUGGGAAAAGCAUGAGCUGCCAAGCAUUCAUCACCAACCUGAACGGCCUGCAGGAUGGAGCCAACUUUCCCAAAGAACUGCUCAAGGCCUUCUACUGGUCUAUCCGAAGUGAGAAGCUCGAGUGGGCCAUGGAUGAAGAAGAUGCAGCCAGACCUGAGAAGGCCAAGCUCUCUCCCCCAGCAGGCAAGAUGAGCAGCCCCUUCCUCCAGCUCGCCCAGGACCCCACAGUGCCCACCUACAAGCAGGGCAUCCUGGCCCGGAAGAUGCAUCAUGACGCGGAUGGCAAGAAGACCCCUUGGGGCAAGCGCGGCUGGAAGAUGUUCCACACCUUACUGCGAGGAAUGGUGCUCUAUUUCCUGAAGGGAGAGGACCACUGCCUGGACGGGGAGAGUUUGGUGGGACAGAUGGUGGACGAGCCCGUGGGGGUGCACCACUCACUGGCCACCCCUGCCUCCCAUUACACCAAGAAGCCGCACGUCUUCCAGCUGCGUACCGCCGACUGGCGCCUCUACCUCUUCCAGACACCCACCGCCAAGGAGAUGAGUUCCUGGAUCGCACGCAUCAACCUGGCCGCAGCCAUACACUCGGCGCCACCCUUCCCUGCUGCAGUGGGCUCCCAGCGCCGAUUCGUGCGGCCCAUCCUCCCCAUGGGCCCGGCCCAGAGCUCCCUGGAGGAGCAGCAUCGGUCCCACGAGAGCUGCCUGGACGCUGCCUCGGACGACCUGCUGGAUCUGCAGAGAAACUUACCCGAGCGGCGGGGCCGCAGCCGCGAGCUGGAGGAUUACCGUUUGCGGAAGGAGUACCUAGAGUACGAGAAAACCCGCUAUGAGACCUACGUGCAGCUUCUGGUAGCCCGUCUGCACUGUCCCACUGAGGACCUGGAGCCGUGGGAGGAGCAGCUGGGGAAGGAGGCCGGAGGCCCCCAGGAGCCCAAGCCCAGCCUGAAGAAGUCCCACUCGAGCCCCUCGCUGCACCAGGACGAGGCCCCCACCACGGCCAAGGUGAAGCGCAAUAUCUCGGAGCGCAGAACUUACCGGAAGAUCAUCCCCAAGCGGAACCGCAAUCAGCUGUGAAGGGGCAGCACAGGCCCAAGCAGCGUCGCCUCUCAGACCCCGGCCGCUGCUCUGGUGUCCACAGGAGGGGCAACCUGAAGAAGCCUUAUGGCAAUGAGUUCAUGCCUUGGGGUGAGGUGCCUCCCCCUUCCCAGCCAGGGUGGGGGCCGUGUGGGACGGCCACCCCUCAUUCUCCCGGGGUCUUCUUUCCUAAUACUGUUGGGCCCACUUUCCUUCAGAGUCUCUCCACACUCGGCCAGGCCCUAGUCUCUCCUGAGCAGGGAUGAGCCCUUGACUCUGUUCCCAGAGGCCUUCGAGCUGCUGCUGCCCUCCUUAGACCGGAUCCAGAGCUGCCCACUUCCCGGGCCUGGGGAGGAGCUCAGUCCUUGUUUGGGAAUCGGCAUCAGUAGACCCCUGGGUUUCUGGGAGAUAGAAAGGAGCAGCAGAGGCCUCUGGGAAGUCACAGGAGGGGAGGUGGAGCCCUGGGCCCUGAGCAUGGUCUUGCUUUAGGAAUGAGGAGCCCUGCUGGAGGAGGGCCCAGGGGGGAAGCUGUCCAGCAGCCAAGAGGGCAUUCUCUGGGCAGGGGCAGGGGCAGGGCCUGUGGCAAGCUCCCAACUCCAGGAGGCUGGCUCUGGGGCUUUAUGUCUUAGUCUCCUGCCUCUAUUACUUCGCCCCUCCCUCCAUCAAAUGAUGGAGGGCCUGAACUCACGCUCCCAAUUCUAACCCGCAGAGCAGAGCAGAGAGCUGGGAGUGAGGGCCGGAAGAGGUGGCGGGUUGGCAGAGCCCCGGGGCCCUGAGAACAAGGGGCCUUUGUUUCCUGGGAGCAGGGAAGGAGGUUAUCUAGGUUCAUGCUUCUAGGGAGGGUGGUCAAAGGGGGCAACAGUUGGGGGUAGGGUUAGGGUCCCCCCAGGCUGGAGCCACAGCUGAGGAGAUUUGUGACGGUUGGAGUCGCGGGGAGGUUGGUCUAGGCAACCAGGUGAGGCCCAGGUCAGGCUUGGGAUAGCCUGUGGUUCAGCUGGUCUGGGAAAACUCCACCAUGCUCAUCCCCCACCCCGCCCUGCCCUUGUCACAGACCACAUCAUCCUUAGAAGCACCACUCCUGUGAGGUACUAAGCCUCCCUCUCUGCUCCCUGCCUACCCCCUUGGCCAGCCCACAGGGGGGUUAGCUGCCCUCCCCUGAGAAGUCCCAGGGCACUGCCCUCUGGCUGUCACCCAGCUGGGCCUGUUGUCUGGGGGAGGUUCUGAGGCUCAAGGACCCGAGGCUCAGCCUGUGGGAAGGAGGCUGGGCCGGAGGGAGUAGCCACCAUUGUCUCUGUUCAGCCAAGUGUGCGACCAGAGCCGCCUGCUGGCUGCUGCCCUGCCUGUCCAGCGUUCCUGGGCCCACCCCACCCCCUCCGACGCCUGUUACCCGGCCCUCAGCUGAAGCUGUGUCGGUCUGACUGGGCCAUACACCCAAUGGGUGCGCAAUAAAUGCAA